GGAAAGAGCUACUGUUCCCCCGAAAUAAUCAUCCGUUUGAAAAUCUUUAUUAGUGUUUAAAUUUUUUUUUUACAUAAUGUAACUUUAACUUUGACAUUAUGGUAAUAAAAAGCUAAUUACGCAAACAGAACACCUGUCAACUUUUGAUGAAGUUGGGACGAUAUACCGGAAAUAGAGUUCUGCACCUGCGCACAACGCCAUAUUUGUUGAGAUUUGGAGGAGAGGAAAAUAUCGCGUUCAGGUGAUACAAGACCUGCAUAUUGCACACAAUGUUUUCGUUCUAUUACAGCCGAUCAUAAAGAUAUCAUGGAUAUGAGAGAUACGCACAGAUCCAUUAGCAAGUCAGAGUGUGUGCUGUUUACAUCAGUGUGUUUAUAACAUGGCUCAGAAAAUGCCAGAGUUGCAACUUCUUAUUGAACUGAGGAACAAGUUUCCAGAGAUCUCCCAGGCCACUCUUGUGAAGUAUAUGAAAAUGUUUAACAAUGACUCGGAGAAGUGUAUUCAAGCUUUAGAGCAGGAGAGUCAGAGAUCUCUGUAUGGAUCCUCACAGCUGACAGACCAAAAUAGCCAUCCAGCUAGCUAUGACUAUGGUGGAAAUCUUAGUACGUACAUGGAUGGCAUUUCUUCAAACAAUAACAACAGUUUUAGUAGUUCAGUGACAGGUACAGUAGGUGCCCCACCACCACCAAGGUACCAAGAACUGCCUGUACGUCAUGAAACUAAACAUGUGAGUACUGUGCAAAGAACCUUUGGGCCUGCACCUUCUGUGCCUCCCAGAACAGAGAGCACUUUUACAAACCCUACUGCUCCUGGAUGGCAAGGCCGGACUGAGCAUCAGCCUUUGCUGCUCAUUCAUCCUGCAAACCAGGCAGGGAUGCCACCUCAAAGUAAUGCAGACUUUUCGCAGUUCUUAGAGUCCAGUUCACGCUCUCGAGAUAUUCCUAACAUUGGCUGUGUAGGACCUAGUUCUUUCAGUGUAGGAAGUCCAACAGAGUCUAGACGCCCUGUGAAAGUAAUAAAUGUGCAGGGCAAAGCCACAUUUUCAGGUGGGACAGUCACAACUGGUCCUAACAUAUCCCCUAAUAUGACGUCCUCCCACAUCAUGGUUGUAAGAGGGGAUGGGGGAGGCAUGUGUUCACAUCCUGUUUCAGGUUCCACCGCCAGUCCAGCUACCACUAGCUUUAUAGGGUCACCUUACAUUUCACCUUCUUCAGAGCCAGAGCGGCCGACAAUUCACUCCUCCAGCAUUUACAUAGACUCAAACCCACGGCAGUCAGGAGUACAGGAGUCCAGAAGCAACCUUCCAGCUGCUAGCAUGCCAGUUCAUCACCAGUCUGCUGGUCAGCUGCAGAUGGCAGAUCAAGGCCACUCCUCUUUGUCUGUGGGAAGAACAUUUCCUCCUCUCAAUAUUUCCCAUGGCUUACAUAAUAACCCUUUAUCUACACCUCAGGACAGAGGAAAUGUAGUUUCGUACCUUGGAAUCUAUGGAGGUAGCCCUGGUGUGGCUGGAAAUCGAUUUUGUAGUGAUGCUGCAGCUGCAAGUGCACCACAGAAUGUCUACUCUGUUUCUUUGGUGACCCACAACAUGAACCAGAUCAGUAUCUCUCCAAAUCAUUUAGGACAGGGGACUGUGGGUCCAAGCAGUCAUACUCCUCCUUCACCGUUGGUGAUCAGCUCGGCUACCCCUCCUUUUGGUGGCAUGCCAACUCCUAGAAUGCCACGCUCACCUAGCUUGCAGCAUCAGCGCAGCACGGGAAGCUCCACCAGCCGAUCCAACAGCGUGGAGAGUGAACAUGGCAGCAUCCACCACCUGCCUGACUACGAGUUCCAGACAUCUCAAGCACCAAUGCCUUCACUUUCGCAUCAUCCUCGCAGUGUGGUUGGAAUGGGGGUGAUGAUGCCAGUGCUUUCACCUGCCUCUAGCCAGAGUAGUCUCAGCUCCGAGUCCUCAGCCAGAGACCGUGAUCACAACAGCAUACCCCGACAGCGGUCCGGGAGCAUGCAGGAGGAAGCAGCAUACUCUCAAGCACUGCUUGUUCACCAGCACCAGAGAAUGGAGAAACUGAAAGAGGAAACAGAAGAAAAGCGAAUAAUACUGCAGAGUCUUCGGAAUGAGGUGUCCAAAAUGGAGAAGUCAAAGAUUGAAAAAAGUAGCGCUCGUACCACAUUUCCUACGGCUGAUGACAUUGCAGGGUUGUGUGAGAGUAACAGGCGACUGCAAACAGACAUUCAAAUGUAUUUAAAUGAAAUCGACAUGUACAAGAAUGGACAGGUUCCUUUUACCAACAUUGACCCAAUGGAACAGCAGAACUUCUUCAACAAUAUGCCUACUGGUCCCAAUGACCUCACCUACACGCGACCACCUAUCCGCAACCGAACACCCCCUCCUCCAUUGCCACCUCCACGUGCCCCUCCUAUUCGUCAGUUGACUCGGCCUCCUCCACCAGUUCUAAACCGUAUCAACUCUGAAGAUCUUAGCCAAGUUGUGCCUGUGCCUUCCCCGGAUCAGUCUCCAGCAGCAGGGUCUGGAGAUUCAGAAGAGGGAGAUAGCUGGAACUGCUCAGCUUGCACCUUCCGCAAUCACCCAGCAUUGAAGAAGUGUGAGAUGUGCGAGAUGCCACGAAUGAUGCCAGGAUCAUGAGAGUUUGCUGGGGUUGGUUUUGGCAGUGUGCUGCCAUGGUUUACACCCCAGGAUUAAUUGUCGCCAUCUUCAUUUGAUGCCAGUUGCUGUUGGUCCCUUGCCCCGCCAUCACUUCAUCGUCUUUCAUCCACCAUCAGUGGAGACACUUGUGCAUGAACAAUUUCCAUUGGUGUUGCUUUUUGUUUUCCAGUAGAAUAGAUAUGCUGAAUGGGUUUAUCCCUUUGUUCGCUGAAUGCUGUAAUCAUCUCACAAAAUAAUCUAUUUUUGCAUCAGUGCAGGAAGUGCACUUGUGAAUUUGGGAAUAUGCACCAUCAGAUGCAUUUUUUUGUUUACAAUGUGUGCCUGACGUGCAAAUGUACCCUUGUAUGAAAACUAGAGUGUUUGGGUCAGAGGGAUAGGAUGCACAUAUGUGCAUAUGCAAUAUUAACAAGAAAAUGCUUUUAUGAAUUACUGCACUAGCAGCUGUAUACAAUUUGGUAAUUUGUGUGUGUGUGUGUGAGUGGGGGGGAUAUGUUUUAUUGCUAUAAUUGCAGAAAGUUAAACCAUGUCACGAGAAAUUGGGCCUGCAGUGCAUCUUGGAUUUUUAUUUGAUGAACUGAACAUGUAACAAUUUGCAUAAUCCCUUACUUUCUGGACUGUAAUGGAGGUACAUUGAUGAAUGUGGAAAAACUUAACAGUUAAAUAGAUGGUCAUUUUUACAUUUGUAUUACAAGCUUUGGAGGAAACUGAAGGCGUGUCCAGCUCUAAGCAAGCUAGUAAAGAUUAUAGCAUCCCACUUUUGACAGGAGUGCUCAUUCACUCCAGCCCUUCCUUUUGAAGAAAUGGGUUCCUUCUCCUGUCUUUAGUUACUUUUUCUUCCUUUGCCUGCUCACUUCCUCAAGACCCUGCUAAUAAGGAGCUAGUGUCAUGGCCUAGUCUGCAUGUGCCUAGACCUAGAACUAAAUAACAGUUCAUUGGGGUCUGGAGUGUGCUACUAUAAGGCUGUUUUAAAAGAUAUAUCAAGUGAAAUAGCAACAUAAUACAGAUAACCAUUACAACUCAAAUUUUGAAGUUGCAAACAAUUGUUUUCUUACAAUCUCUUGUAAAACAGCUCUGGGACAGUACAAGGAGACUGUCAUGUUUUGUUUAAUGGCGGUAUUUAUCCAAUCUGGCAAUAGAGUAGAAUUGUCAAAUGGUAACAUUAUGAAUCCUCCAUAUAAUUUGGAACCCAACCAAUGUGGGGAUUUGCUGAGUGAAGUGGAGAAGACUUGCACGACAAAGGGUGUCUUUUUUGUUAUAUAGUACCUCCUCCUACAGCAUUGUUUUUCUCCCAGAAAUGAGUAUGGUGGCUUGGUUGCCUCUGAGAAUCAGCUGCAUUUUAGGUACAAUUUUUAAAGAAAAACUUUUAACAGAAACAGUUUAGAACAUCAGUUUCUAUCAUUUGAAGCCCAAUUGUCUAUUUCACUUUUUCCUUUAAAGGACGGAACGAACAAUGAUGAUUUGAAUGGCUCAUAUAAUAAUGGUAUAUUAAUGUGGUUUUGUUCCAAAAAAUCCUGUAUAGCACUUCUGUCUAUAUUUUAGUACUCUGUGUUGAAAAGUUGAAAGCAUGAACCUUACUUGACGUUCUCCCAUUUGUAGAAGAGGAAGAAGUAGUGGCAGAGGAGUGCAAGAAGGCUACGGCUAGGAAGCUGAUAAUUUGGCUGUGACUGAUAAUUGUACUUUCCACCAUGGCUAAUAAUACCCUUAGAAACAACAGAAACAAAAAAAAAAAAACAUCGCUGUGAUCAUCCCUGCUGGUCAGGAAUGUCUAUCUCAAUUAAUAAGGACUGUGAGAGGUGUCUGGGAAGGGGGAAAGUGGAGUGACCUGCUUGACAGGUUUUAGCUGGUUGUCCAAGUGGGCAUUGUGGCAAGCAAAAAUGAUAACUUUCUACAGAUACUACUCAACAAGGAAAAAAACAAAAUUACUUGCACAUUCAUAUCUGCUUCCUCUUCAUAGAGUUUGGGUUUGUGCCUAACAGAGCUAAUACUGCAGGCAUGUCUCUGUUGAGCUAUUUAGAUCAGCCUGUCUUGCCAAUAUCACCUGUACAUGAUACUGUCAACAAAAUGAGCGAUGAUUUUAUUUUGUACAGUUGGCAUGUACAAUCAUAUUUUUACAAUCAAACGCUCUUCUUAUCUACUUAACUAUUUUUUUAAACAAUCGUAUAUAAUACAUAUGCACAUCCAGUUCAAGAAUUGCAGAAGUAUCCUCAGAAUGCAGAGCUGUAAAACCAAUUUUCAAAUAUUUUUUUUUAAAGAUUUGAAUAUGUUAAUAUAAAAAAUAAUGGCUGUUUAAUCUGAGGUUAGUUAUAUCACUAAGUUUUUAUGUGCUGAAUGCCAGGUAUAUAUAUCGUGCGAUUUAUUUGAACAAACAGCGCAGCAAACAUUUAGGUUGCAGCAGAACUUGAGAGUGUGACAAACCUGGAAAAUGCGCAUCGGUAAUGGGUUCUACAUGAUAGCUUUGAAAAGGUCUCAAAAUUAUUUAAGAUGCAACAACUUUAUGUGAAUUUGUGGAUAGAUACAGUUCAGAAUACAAUUAACAGUGAAGAUUUGUGUAAGCAACAAGUACCUGUUUGAAGUGAUUUUUAUUUAUUUAUUUUUUAUUUUGCAAGUUAUUUGAAAUGCACAUAGAUUCAAACAAUUGAACUUUAAAAAAACUUAGUAGUAUAUAGACAUGGAUUCAUAAAAAGGCUUCUUCCUCUAUCCCCUAUUUUUGGAACUAAUGAGAAUACAUAGGCAUAAUCAGUGACAUGUGGAGGGUUUGUCCCAGUUUAUGCUGGUCAUUUCAUUUUCGUCAGUGUUAAGCCCUCUCUCAGGAAGGAAGGGGACAAACAAACUGGCUUAAGAAUAGCUUUCCUUCUUGUCAAAGAUAUAAUAAUAAAAUUUUGUUAUGAGACUUUACCAAUCAUUACCUACAUAACACAUUUUUUAUAUUUUAGAAAAAUGCACAUUGGAUUGUAUACUAAUAGUCAAUGGUGGAUAUAACUGCAGGCAUAUUAAAUGAGAGUUCAGGAAAAUUGCUAAUGCCUAGGUUAAUGUUGAUGCUAAAAUAAUAAUACUUGUAUAUAUUUAUAGCUGUUACAGCUUAUAUGUAUAUUUUUUGGGCUCAAUUUAAAGGAUUUUUUUUAGUGUGGUAGCAAGAUUUACUGUCCAGUUUUUGGUUUGUAGGUGUUUGAAGAUACUGCUGCUGGCCAGUAAUAAUAAACAGAACAAUAUAUAUUUCUUAUAGAACACACCUUUUGGCUUGUAUUUUGAUAAACACCAAAGAAGAGGAUAUCUAAUCAGAGCUUAUCAGUGUAGGUAAUGUUGGAGCUGCUUGUGUUCAUGUGCUGACCAGCAGUCAUUUGAGGUUAACAUUGGGAGAAAAAAGUAUUUAAAUAUUGCUAACAGUCAAGUAGCUGCCAGGUUUCAGUGUUUUUCGGUGAGGCUGCUAUCAUGUUUCCAGCAUCACCCACCGAGAGUUGUUAAAACCUGAAGUACUCCAAGAACUCCUGCUCAAGCAUUUUACCAUUUUUCCCACUUUCCCUCCCUCCCCCAUUUCACAAUGUCCCAGCCGAGAGGGUAAAGUUUUGCAAGUUUGCUAGUUGGGCAAAGUUUUAAAGUAUUUGUGUGCAAGCUGCAUAGCACAUCACCUUAAUGUUAUUACUUUUGCAAUUUGUUUUGAAUGUCUGUGUUAUGUGCUGUUGAAAGUUCAUGUGUACAGCAGAGGUGCACUGGAAAUUAGAACUUUGAAUAUUUUUGGGCAUUAUUGUCAACUAAUCUCCCUGUGAUCCUCAAUCUGGCUUUCUUGUCCACUGUUUGAUAUGUUUGCACAUAUAAACUUGCAGUUUAAUGCUUGUCUGUGCAUGAGAUAAUUCAACUUUUCUUUUCCUGUCUUCUCAAUACCCACCAUUUCCCUUAGUUUCUUGUCACUUCCAGAAGACAGGAUUGCCGAUUUCUCACUUAGCAACUGUAGCUUUUCAGGAAGCUCAUUUUUUUAAAACCAUUUUUCAAGAGACCAAAUAUCACAUCAUUUUGUUUAGGCUGUAUGAAGUAGAGAAUACUAACAAAGGAUACUUUAAAAUGUAUCCUGUAUUUUUUUGUCCAUCUUGGACUGAGUGUGCUGUUGCAUGUUAUUGGAGCUUUUUAUUUUCGUUCUAAGAGCAUGGCUUCUGUCUUGAUGGGAUUAAGUUAACAAAAGAAAUCAGUAGCAGUUGAAAAGGCAACUGUGAUUUAUAUAAUCUACAGAUGGCACUGCAAGGUUCUCGUGAAUGAAUGUGGUGUUGGUGCAUACCUGCAAGUGGUAAUAAAAAAUAAGUUUGUUUUUCACCAGGUGUAUAGAAUUUAAUGAGUGCAGAAGCAAGAAAACACCUUGGUAUCUGUUGUGUGAAAAAGUGUAUGAAAUUAUGAAUUUCACAAACUUGCAGAAAUGUUUCUUUCAUCGUUGUAGCCUUUUGGCUUAAAGAACUCUCCAAAUCUAA
Molecule: messenger RNA, 7116 nt
Organism: Pomacea canaliculata
Lineage: Eukaryota; Metazoa; Mollusca; Gastropoda; Architaenioglossa; Ampullariidae
Product: TGF-beta-activated kinase 1 and MAP3K7-binding protein 3-like
Exons: 8
Coding region: 380-2641 (753 amino acids)
Source: RefSeq, a predicted model, not a curated record